Funneliformis mosseae is the source of this 324-nucleotide messenger RNA. The record is from the annotation of a GenBank genome assembly. NCBI's taxonomy places the organism in Eukaryota, Fungi, Glomeromycota, Glomeromycetes, Glomerales, Glomeraceae.
AUGGUCGAUUAUAAGGAUAUAGAACUUGCGCAAGUCAAAGUCAUAAAAACUGCAUUGCGAAAGGAUAAAAAAUAUGAUAAUCUUGUGAAAAAUUAUAGAGACUAUCUAAAGAAAUUGCGAGCUGAAAAGAAUCUGAAUGAGUAUAUUAAGACAGUCACAGUCAAGAUGUUUCCAAACAAAGAGACAUACACUCUAAGACUAGAAAAUUAUCGCAAAAGAUAUGCAGAUAAUGAUCUGUAUGACAACCUAGAAGAAUUAUACAAGCUUUAUUAUCAUAUAGCUAAAGAGGAGAAUCGUGAAAGAUCAGAUAAUGAAAUAGAAUAA